Molecule: messenger RNA, 4550 nt
Organism: Homarus americanus (American lobster)
Lineage: Eukaryota; Metazoa; Arthropoda; Malacostraca; Decapoda; Nephropidae
Gene: stj
Product: voltage-dependent calcium channel subunit alpha-2/delta-3-like
Exons: 37
Coding region: 1-4272 (1423 amino acids)
Cellular component (GO): voltage-gated calcium channel complex
Molecular function (GO): voltage-gated calcium channel activity
Source: RefSeq, a predicted model, not a curated record
AUGACGACUGGGGCCCAUGACGACUACUGGGGCCCCAUAACGACUAGGGCCCAUCAGGACUGGGCCCCAAUCCCAAUAAGUCAGAUUGACUGUGGGUUGAAUUUCGCCGAGAACCACGCUAAAAUUUUGGAGAACGAUGGCCUACAGCUCGUGAAGGAGAUGGCGGGAGACGUCACCAACAUGAUGAAGUUUAAGGUGGAGGCGGUGAAGCGCAUCAUGAACGUGGCUGAGGAAGCAUCACUGGACAAGGAAUACCAACAGGAGGAAGAGGUGGAGUAUUACAACGCCAAGAGACUCAACAAAUUCUACCCAGCAGACAGCGCCAGGAAGGGAGAGCUGUUGGAUGGGUACAAGAAACUCACCCUGCUGGAGAACACACACUUCGAUGGCAUCCCUGUCAAUGAGAACUUCUCCUCCGUCCAUGUACCAACUAACGUUUACGACAAGGCUCCGGAUGUUAUCAACGCUAUCAGGUGGUCAGGUCGACUCGAUCGAACAUUCAAGUCAAACUACGAACUGGAUCCGACACUUUCCUGGCAGUACUUUGGGUCCUCUACUGGCUUCCUCAGACAGUACCCUGCAUCGGAGUGGGUUAUGGACGAGAAGGACCCUGACCUAUAUGAUGCUCGUCUUAGAUCCUGGUAUAUCGAAGCAGCCAACAGCCCAAAGGAUAUGGUGAUCCUACUUGACGUCUCCGGUGAGAUCGAUGACGGACUAAGAGGAAUCGCUAAACACGUGGUCUUGAACAUCUUAGAGACACUCAAUGAGAAUGAUUUCGUCAACGUGUUUAACUUCAGCCUUAAGACAGUCGAGCUGGUCCCUGUUUUGAGACACAUUGGUCAGAGUUCGUCUUAUCAGGGGUGUAGUGUUUGUAUACGUGUGGUGUUUGUGUACGCUAAUCUGGAGAACCUGGGAGAGUUUAAGAAGGCGCUCAACUUCGGGGAGACGAAAGACAUUGCCAAUUUCACACAGGCAUUAACCCAAGCCUUCGAACUCCUCCAACGGUCCAACAGUAAGUAUAACAAGAGCGGUCAGGGGUCACAGUGUAACCAGGCCAUCAUGGUGGUGACCGACGGCGCUCCUUAUAACUACGAGGAGAUCUUCGAGAAGUACAACUGGCCGCACCUACAAGUCCGGAUGUUUACCUACCUCAUCGGCCGGGAGGAAAACAAGGUCCGCUACCUCAACUGGAUGGCGUGUGCUAACAAAGGUUACUUUGUGCACGUGACGACCUUAGCAGAGGUAAGAGAACAGGUGCUCAAGUACAUACCUGUGAUGGCUCGGCCGAUGGUGAUGUACCAGUCCAAUCAUCCUCACAGGUGGACGGGAGUGUACGCCGAUAUUGCGGACCCAAAACAAACCGAGUGGCUGUGGGAAGUUCGUGAAAGAAAACGGCAGAUGGACCGCACUAAACUCUGGAGAAAACUUAAGACACUGGUAAAUAACAAAGAUACCGGACACUUUCACCCUCGCCAUCUAGACGAUCCCGUGGAACUUGAGAAAUACCUAAAAUACGGAAAGUUUGGACUCUCCAACCUGGACAUUGCCCGUAUUAAGGCAGAGAGAGCGAGAUCAAUCAGGACAGACUACCGUCGUAUAUACCAUAAGGGAAAAUGGACUUUAAUGAUCGGUCGCCGAGGAGCACCUGGGCUGAGGGAAGGUUACAGGCUCAUGACAUCUGUCUCUGUACCUGUGUUUGACCGCAAGAAGACUUCUAACAUCACGGAGAGAAUAUUGCUCAAUGAGUCCGUUUGGGUGAUGAGGAAAAGAGAGGUGAGAACAGCGAACUUGUUGGGCGUAGCAGGUACCGACGUCCCCAUCCGUGAGAUUGAGAAGCUCGUCCCCCCCUACAAGCUUGGCGUCAACGGCUACUCCUUUAUGGUAAACAGAAACGGCUAUGUGCUUUACCAUCCCGAUCUACGCCCAGUGCACGAAGAAGCAAAUGCUGAGGUACUGAGGAAGUCACGUGACAAGCGUAAAUGGUUCCAAGACAUACUGAAGCCAAACUACAACAGUGUGGACUUUGCUGAGGUCGAACUGACAGACAACGAGGCAGGUCCUCGUGCCAACAACUCCGACCUCCUAGCGCUGACAAUGUGGAGAGAUUACAAUAGCAAGCUUCGUCGUGAGUUGAUUGAGCAGCGCGAUGUUGAGGCUAUGCAUGCUGUUAAGAUUCACCUGGACGGCAUGAAACGCGUUGUUCAGAGGGAGCAGUGGUAUUAUACACAGAUGAUUGGUGGAACGCCCUUCAGUCUGGGGAUUGCCUUACCUGAAUCCUAUGGCAAAUAUAAAGUACACGGACAGAUAGAACUUACCAGGGAAAUUCAAGAUCCACGGACCAAUAAGGAGAUUAUGGAUCACUUUGCCUCUGGUAACUGGACUCUGCACCCUGAUUGGGUGUAUUGCGAGUACAAGUAUGACCAGAACAGAGUCUUCCAGAGCCCUGAGGAUCUUAUGAAAGACUUCCUGUCCCGUGCCCAGAAACCACACUGGAAGUGGCGCUCCACCCGUACCCGCCCCCCUCCUGAGCCAACCAUGAACCAGGCACAGUACAAUACCUGGAAGCCCGUUGUGGAAGACGAUAGGAGUGAGAAUUAUUAUUGUGACAAGGACUUGGUACAAAGCCUUCUGUUCGACGCCAGAGCUACCAACGUAUAUGAAAACAAAGGCGAUGUUGAGGAUUUGAUUGAAGGAAAAAACCCAGUGGCGAUUUACAUAACGCUCUUGUACAGUCAAGUACAAUAUAACUUCGGAAUGACGACUGCGUUUGUGGCUACCCGGAGCGGCCUUACGAGAUGGUUGGAUCUUACUCAAGCAAACCCUGGAGAAGAGAAUGCACACAAUAUUCACUCUGAUGAACCGCACUUCAUGAAGAUCCACAACCGAGCCAUAGAUGAGGUGUGGUAUAAGAGAGCUGUCGACUACUAUGAAGAAGACUCUAAGGCUUACGUUUACUCAGUUCCUUUCGAUGCUGCGACCCGUGACCCAGAGGACGUGUUGGUGACGGCUACUCGUGCUAUAUUCAUUGAAGAAAACACAUAUCGUAGGGCCCCAGCUGCUGUGGUCGGUGUUACCAUCAAACACAGCAAGUUUGUUGAGUACUUUAAGAACGAGACGUAUAAGUGUCCAUCAUACCCAUCUCGAGACUCUAGCUGCAAGACUGCCAAGACAUGUGAAAGCACCUCCUUAGACUGUUACCUUCUGGACGACAAUGGCUUCAUCAUCGCUUCUGAGAGGGAGGAAGACACGGGCAAGUUUUUCGGCACGCUAGAAGGAACUAUCAUAGAGUCGUUAGUGUCGAGUGGUGUAUAUAAGAGAAUCAGGAUUUUCGACUAUCAGGCCGUGUGUCUCGAUAGUCAGGUGAGAUCAAGUAUGGCUUCUAUACUACAUACGCCGAUACAAAUGAUGAGAUGGGCAGCGAAUUGGAUAAUGGGUAAUAUCUUCUGGCUGAUGGUAAAGACACAGCUGUACACACUCCUGGACCCUAACGCUGCAUGGUCCUACACACACAGCGAGAGAGAGACCCAGUACCCUAACUUCAAUGAGCCGCCAUCACCUCCUCCUGAACAUCCCGAGUAUAAAGAAGCCAAUUCAGACCAUCAGAGGAAUGAGACUGAAGAUGGCGUGGAGGAGGAAGAUAUUUUGGCUGAGUACUCUGACGUCCUGGAUGCAAUAUAUUACGAUGUUGACGGUGUUCACCCUGAUGACCAAAUGCCCCCAGACUACGAAGGUCCAUACAUUGAAGAAGAUGGUGACUUUCCCAGCAUAUCGACCACUGAAAUCCCUGAACUUACCACUACUACAGAAAUACCUAUUGAAAUGGCGAGGAUUAACAAAACACACCCACGACCUUGUGAUAAAGAAGUUUACUUAUACAAACUACAGAAUGAAAAUCUACUACAAAAUGGCGAAUAUAAACCACUUAAGGCGAAGCUGUCCAAUUGUCAUACUAACGGCUGCGGCAGGCCCUUCAGCGUACAGAAGGUGAUCUCAACCAACCUGAUCCUCGUGGCUGUCAACAACUUAUGUCCUUGUGAGUCGAGGAAGGUGGAUAUUGAACCGGUAGAGGUGGAUUACAACGAGACGAUGCACUGUAACCGACUCCUUCUUCAACACUUCCGGAAACGGCCCGAGAAAUGUAUCAAUUAUCACCCUGAGGAACAUGAGAUUACGCUGUGUGGUGGUGCAGGAGCUCUUAGUGUACCUUCCCUGGCUCUAGCUACACUACUCCUGUUGGCACACACCUUCAACACCCAGCGUCUUAGGUCGUGAUAGUUGGGGCAAGUCUGAAUAGUGAAGAAAACGCAGCCAUGAAAAAGAAAACAAAGCAUAAACAAUAACAAAAUGGAAAUCAAGUGAAGUUCUUUAUUUUCAUCUGUCUCUCAUUAUGAAUUUAUCUUAUUAUUAUUUUUUUGAAACUAUAUAAUCAUUGGUCUAUAUUGUGAUCAAGGAGAAGGAAACGAAGAGAGAAAGAAAGAAAGAGUAAGAGAGAAAGACGAAGAGAAAGAGAAAGAUAUAGAGAAAGAGAAAGAGAAAGAUAUGCAGAAAGA